Messenger RNA from Chiloscyllium plagiosum (whitespotted bambooshark), 1799 nucleotides. RefSeq names its product tumor necrosis factor receptor superfamily member 5-like. Gene Ontology annotation, molecular function: tumor necrosis factor receptor activity; cytokine binding. NCBI's taxonomy places the organism in Eukaryota, Metazoa, Chordata, Chondrichthyes, Orectolobiformes, Hemiscylliidae. Gene Ontology annotation, biological process: multinuclear osteoclast differentiation; response to interleukin-1; ossification. Gene Ontology annotation, cellular component: external side of plasma membrane. The record is from RefSeq and is a predicted model, not a curated record.
GAGGAGGAUGGGUUGGGAGUGUGUGUGAGAGAGAGUGAGAGAGACUGUAAACUCGACUGAGUGGUGUCAGGAAUGGGACGCCUCCACGGCCUCUCUGAUUCCGCCUUCCGCUCGAUAAGCCAGUCCUUCCCGGAUCGUGAUUGGGAAUAUCUCGGAGCCGCAGUCCAGGCCUCCCUCUCAUCCCCAAAGCCAAACCAAAUCCUUACUGGGAGUGAGCUUGGGGCGAACGCCAGCGACUGAGAUGCGACCCGCACAAAGUCAGGGAUCAGACCAUUCCGGCUGGGAACUCGGAUGCCAUGCAGAAUGAAAGUGCGGCGCUACCUCUGGCUGGUGGUUCAGGCGAUUCAGCUGUACCACUGUGAGUCUGCCGCCAAAUGUAACAAUAUCACACAGUACUCAUUGUCUUCCCGCUGCUGUGCCAAGUGUCCACCGGGUACCUAUUUGAGCAGUAAAUGCACAAUACUGAAAGACACUGAGUGCAAGCCCUGUGAAGAGGGACUGUAUCAGUCAAAGUGGAACUUGGCUGAUCACUGUCAGCGGCACACAUACUGUGAUCCAAAUGGAGGAUUUGUGACCGAGUCGCCUGGCGACACCUUGACCAAUGCUGUGUGUUUGUGUGCGAUAGGGAAGCACUGCAUCAAUGAGGACUGUGAAAUGUGUGUGGAGGACAAGAUUUGUGAGCCUGGUUCUGGAGUAACUAAACCAGCGGAUCGCAAACACAAGGACACAGAGUGUGAGGAAUGUAAACAUGGUUAUUACUCAAAUGUCUCUUCGGCUGUAGAGCUCUGUUCGAAAUGGACAAAUUGUGGGUCACGCGGAGAGCUGAAACCAGGCAAUGCAACAAGUGAUGUGAAAUGUAAGCCUUGGCCUGUAGCAGUACCUGGUGAGACCCCAACGAUUGUGAUCAGUGUUAUUGUCACGGCUGCAUUGGUAGCUUUAGUUGCUGCCAUUGUCUACCACAGAGAUCACCUGAAGGGAAUGUUGAGGCGAUUCCACACACGGCUCAAGCAACCAAAACAUCGUGGCUUUGAAGAGGUUAAUGGUGCUGCUGCAAUCUUCCAGGAAACCAACUGGCAAUGUGGAGAGCAACUGCAAGAGGAGACAUCACUGCCAAUUCCCGAGACCUUGGCAGAAGAACAGAGCUUGAUCAUAGCUCAAGAAGAUGGCAAGGAGAGUCAUCUCCCAGAGCAAGAGCAGGCAUCUCUGCCAAAUAGCUAGCAAGCAUACUUGCCACCAGAUUGUGUAUUCAUUGCUGGAUGGGCUUUUGAGCCUGUCUGAAACACGUUGAACCCUGACCCUUGGCACUAAGUCAAUGAGAUGAUCUUUUCUCAGCCCACCCUGCCCCCUCUAUUUUUAAUGACUUGACUGUGUUGUGACAACUUGUGGUCAUGUUUAGUUGACGUGCUUGCAAACGCAUGUUUCCAAGGCAACCCUGCAGCUAGAUCCUCAUCUGUGUGUUCCAGGACCUGGGAAAAUAAGGCUGUCGUGCACCCACUGCAGUUGGGCAUGAGAAACCAGAACGACUCUUGGUGUUAAAAGAUGCAGUUCUGUGCUUCGCUUAACAAGAACAAAAAAGGGUGCUACAAUUAAAAAUGUUUAUCUGUGGAGAUAAGAAAGGUUUCCAGUGCAAUGCUGGGCCUGUGGUGAAGUUCGGUGAUCUCAGUCGGGUUGCAAAUAAGGAUGUUACAGCUUUUGUUAAUCAGUUAACUUACCACUGAAAAGUCAAUAAUGCAGUACAGUGGAACCAUCAUCACCUGCUCAGGGCCACCCAUAUGGUAAUAAACCUUUCUAAUGAUGGA